Synchiropus splendidus (mandarinfish) is the source of this 1758-nucleotide messenger RNA. RefSeq names its product divergent protein kinase domain 1B (gene dipk1b). NCBI's taxonomy places the organism in Eukaryota, Metazoa, Chordata, Actinopteri, Syngnathiformes, Callionymidae. The coding region runs from base 356 to 1651 and encodes 431 amino acids. The transcript is spliced from 5 exons. Gene Ontology annotation, molecular function: calcium ion binding. The record is from RefSeq and is a predicted model, not a curated record.
UGGGAAACAGCAGCUGCGGUUUUCUAGAGAGACGUCGUUCCUUUUUGCAUCCUGAUGAUCAUCGUUUAUUCGGUCUCUUCGGAAGAACAUAACGGAAUGAGCCGUUUUGCGCUCUGCCGCUCGCUCGGAUGGAGCGACCACUGACCCCGGUCCUUCUCGGUGACGCGCUUGUAUUUCAGCCGUUUUGUGGUCCUCGCAAGUGAGAAUAAGGUGACAGAUGGAGGUACACAUGAGCGGCGCAGCCUUCAGUUAGCGGAAUGGACCUUGCUGAGAGGCGUUGCGUGUCAGCUGCGGCAGGAAGGAUGUGAUAAGACCCCGGUAUCUCGCUCCGCUGGCCCCCGACAGAGAGACCACCAUGUCGCCCAGGGCUCUGAAGAGACUGGUCCACUUGGUGCUGCUCUGCCCGCUCUCCAAAGGCCUGCAGACCCGUCUUCCUGCUGUCAAGGUGAAGUAUCUCCUCCUGGCCUGGCUGGGCAUCCUCAUUGGCGGCUGGCUGGUUUACAUGCAGUACUCCUCGUACUCCGAACUCUGUCGAGGACACGUCUGCCAAAUGGUCAUCUGCGACCACUACAGGAGAGGACUUAUCUCGGGCUCGUCCUGCAAAGCUUUGUGUGAUCACAAGAGUCUGACGCUGCAUCGCUGCAUGUCCACGUCCGCCAUUCACCAGGUCUACAGCGGACUGUGGAAGGAGAAGCUGGUCGUGAUCAAGUGCGGAAUCGAGGACCGGGUGAGGAGCGAUGGCAACUCUUUUCUGCCGCAGGACACAAGGCUGUACGACAAACCGACUCGGGGAACGUCCAUCGACGAAUUCAAAGAAAUGCUGCUUGGCUACCUGAAGACGAACCUGGGCGAGCAGUCUUCUCUGGGCUCCCUGGUGGACCAGAUCAUCAAACUGUCCGACGUCAACCAUGAUGGUAAAGUCUCCCUCGCCGAGGCCAAGUCCAUCUGGGCUCUCAUCCAGAUCAACGAGUUCCUCCUCAUGAUGGCGCUCCAGGAGAAGGAGCACACGCCCAAGUUGCUGGGCUUCUGCGGGGACUUGUAUGUGACGGAGCGUGUGAGCCACAGCUCCCUCUACAGGCUAGAGGUGCCACAUUACCUCCAGGCGCUGGUGCCUGGGGCGCUCAGAACGGCUCUGAACCACUGGCUCGCCCCGUCUUGGCCUCGGCGAGCUCGCAUCACUAUCGGCCUGCUGGAGUUCGUGGAGGAAGUCUUCCACGGAUCCUACGGCAGCUUUCUGAUCUGUGACACUAGUCCUCUGCAUGUGGGCUACAACAACAAAUUUGACUGUAAAAUGGCAAACCUGCGCAGCGUGGCCUCGGAUGCUGCAGUGAGGGGAUAUUUAAAGGGUCGGCGCUGUGAGACCAACGCCGACUGCACGUACGGCCGGGACUGCACGGCCACCUGCGACCGGCUGGUGAAACAGUGCAACACGGAGGUGGUGCAGCCCAACCUAGCCAAGGUUUGCAUUCUGCUUCAGGACUUUCUGCUCUUCGGAGCGCCCGCGGAUCUACGUGAGGACCUGGAGAAGCAGCUGCGCACGUGCGUGACGCUGAGCGGACUGGCCAGUCAGAUGGAAGUGCACCACUCGCUGGUGCUCAACAACCUGAAGACCAUACUGUGGAAGAAGAUUUCAAACACCCAGUACUCCUGAAGUGUUGAGAAGCGAUUGAACUUUGACCUCUGUUUUCAUUCUCUUUAAGUCCUCUUUAAGCUACAUUGUGCCAUACACUUGGAAACUGAGACAAUCAGACUUCAAUA